ACUUUACAAAACAACGCAUUCUUAACUGGACGGCGAACCUGACCGAGUAAUCGUCUGUAACGUAGACGAUUUAUUUAUAUUUUUAAAGUUUUAGCUAUUUUACUUAUAAUUUCUUAAUAGAUAUAAGUUCAGAUUAAAGAUGGAGUUGACAAUCAUUUCGAAUGAUGACGAAUGGAGCACGGAUAGUGGUCUAUUUUCAUCGUCAUCUUAUAAAAGUUCAACGAACGACGAUUACGAUUCGACUGAUUACGAAACUGCCGAAAGUGGAGACGACGUAGAGAGCGUCUACCAUUCGGCCAGAAGCGAUUCUAGUCUGAACGACAAGUCCCCAAAGAAAAACUCUAGCCUAAGCGAAGCCCUGCAGAGAACUGCAAGACGAAUGAGUGAGGAACACUUUCUAUCAGAAAAUGGACCUCCCGCUCCUUUUGGUCUUCUUCGUCAAUGGAUCGUGGAAGGCGUUGUAGGAGGAGAGCAGAUUUUAAAAUACAUUCCAAGAGAUUGUCUAAUUGGUAGACAAUUAAAAGUAGCAGCUCAAUUUUUCCAUGUCAUGAAUGCUUCAACAAGACAAAUGAAUCAUGUAACCCAUUUCCAAGGUCUUCUUAUGACUCACCGAUCAAAUUCAUGCCCUGAUCUAUUGAUAAGUCGAUUACGCAGUGUUGAAAAUGUCUGGCCUAGUACCAUAAAUUCGUCAAUAUCAAACAAAUUGAAACGAACAUCUCAAUUAGAUACAGACAGCCUUACAUGGCCAAAUAAUAUUUGGUGAGUAAGUUGAAAAAAACAAAACAAAUAAAAAACAAAAACAAAUAAAUCUAUAAAAGACGUUUAAAAAAACACAACAGAUGGGAAAAGAUAAGGAAAAAGUGAAAGAUGGAUUGUGUAAAAUCUUUCUCUUUUAUUACUCUUUUUAAAAAUGGAUUUUAAUUAUGAGAAAUAACGUCUUAAUUAGUAUAUUUUUAAAGAAAUAUCUCAAUUUAAAAUUAAAUUAUUGUGCUUUUAUAAAAGAAAUUGACUUGGA
This is a messenger RNA of Dimorphilus gyrociliatus, 1015 nucleotides long. NCBI's taxonomy places the organism in Eukaryota, Metazoa, Annelida, Polychaeta, Dinophilidae. The record is from the annotation of a GenBank genome assembly.